AUGAUGCACCAAAACCAUAAUUCCAGUGCAAGUAUUGCAUGGUUGAAUCUAACGACUAACGAGACGAAUUCAGAUAUAAAUAAUACAAUUAAUCAACUUCAGCAUGUUGCUGGUUCAUUCAAAAUUUUUAAUGAUGCAAACGAGUGUAUUGAUUUUAUAACCAAUGUGACAGAUCAGGAAGUGUCUUUGAUUAUAUGUAAUUCGCGGAGUGAAACAUUCAUUUCAAUAAUUGAAGAUAUUCCUCAACUUCAUUCAAUCUAUAUUUUUGAUUAUCAACAACCACAAGGCCAGGUGUGGUCACAUAGAUAUAAAAAAUUGCGAGGGGUGUUUACCCAGCCUGAUUCUAUUAUCGACGCACUGAAACAAAAUAUUUCUAAUCAAUUGAAUGAUUUAGCACCAUUUAGUAUCGUUUCUAACACAUCAUCUUCCAAUCUUGAUGAACUAGAUCAGUCAUUCAUGUAUACACAAUUACUUAAAGAAACUAUUCUCGAUAUCAAACAUGAUGACAAUGCGAAAAAAGCAUUUACAGAUUUCUGCCUCACUCGUCUUGUUGAAAAUGAUCUACGAUUAGAGCCCUUACAACAAUUUGAGAAAAAUUAUGAUAAUCAUUCACCCAUAUGGUGGUAUACGAAAGAAGCAUUUGUCUAUUCCAUACUCAACAAAGCACUUCGAACUCAAGAUACAGAAAUGAUGAUCAAAAUGGCUUUUUUUCUUCGAGAUCUUCAUGCAGAAAUCAAGUAUAAGCAUUCACAAACAUCUCAUACGACAAACCUUACUGUUUAUCGUGGACAAGGAAUCAACACCAUUGAUGCCGAAAAACUAAAAAAUAACAAAGGUGGUCUUUUCUCAUUUAAUAGCUUCUUGUCUACAAGCACUGACCAACAAGUAUCAUUGAUGUUCGCCGACAGUGCUCGUGAAAAUCGUGAUUUAAUUGGUAUUCUAUUUCGAAUGACUAUUGAUCCAUCGAUAUCUUCCACACCAUAUGUAUCAGUCAGCGACAUAACUCAAUUUAAUGACGAAGAAGAAAUAUUGUUUUCCAUGCAUACUAUUUUUCGAAUAGGUGAAAUGACUGAGAUAGAUGAUCGCUUAUGGGAAGUUAAUCUGACAUUAACUAGUGAUACUGAUCCACAAUUGAAAUGUCUAACUGAUUACAUCAGACACGAAAUGAUGUCAGUACCUGGAUGGUUUCGUAUGGGUCUCCUCAUGCAGAAGAUGGGUGAAUUCGAGAAAGCACUCGACAUUUUUACUAUGUUACUGCAAACAAAACUUGAUGAUGACUUUGAUACCGAUGAGUUGCUACGAGCUACGAUUAAUAUACGUAUUGGUCUUAUGCAUGAAUUUACAGGGAUUCAUGCAAAUGCAUUAGACCACUUUGAUAAAUUACUUAAACUUCUUCAGGCCGUUCUUCCAUCUGAUAAUCCAAUUUUUGGCGUACUUUUUGGUGGUAUCGCUAAAGUAUACCUGUCAACGGGUAUUUUUAUCAUGUCUUUAUCCUAUCUUGAGAAAGCUCUUCAAAUCAUGGACACGUCUCUUCCACCUACUCAUCCAUACUUGGCUUUCAAUUACAACAGUGCUGCUGCAGUACAUCAAUCAAUGGGUAAUUAUAGGAUAGCAUUGUCCUAUGCUGAGAAAGUACUUGAAAUCAUGGAAAAAUCUCUUCCACCUACUCAUCCAGACUUAGCUUUGACUUACAACAAUACUGGCGCGACACAUCUAUCAAUAGGCAAUUAUAAGAUGGCGUUGUCAUAUAUUGAGAAAGCACUUGAAAUCUGGAGAAUAUCUCUUCCACCUAAUCAUCCAAAUUUAGCUCCAGGUCAUAACAAUAUUGGUAUGAUAUAUCAAUUAUUGGGUAAUUAUGUCAUGGCAUUGUCAUAUUUGGAGAAAGCAGUUGACAUCUGGAAGAUAUCUCUUCCACCGAAUCACCCAAGCUUAGCUACAGGUUACAAUAAUAUUGCUAGCGUACAUCAGUCAAUGGGUAAUUAUGACAUGGCACUAUUAUAUUUUGAGAAAGCACUUGAAAUCCAGAAGAAAUCUUUACCAGCUGAACAUCCAGACUUAGCUAUGAAUUACAGUAUUAUUGCUGAAGUACGUCAAUUAAUGGAUAAUUAUUCAUGA
Messenger RNA from Adineta steineri, 2115 nucleotides. The record is from the annotation of a GenBank genome assembly. NCBI's taxonomy places the organism in Eukaryota, Metazoa, Rotifera, Eurotatoria, Adinetida, Adinetidae.